AUAAACUUAUAGGCCGAUGUUUAACCUGUAUAUCUUAAAUCGCGGUUGUAAUUAAAAAUUUUUGUUAUCUGUUGAUUUUGUUGGGGUAAAAGUGUAAAACUAAUAAUUAAUAAAUUUCCUCUUUAUUUUGCAUAUUUUAGCGCACAUUUAGCAAUUUUUUUGGUGAUAAAUUAUUAAAUAAAAUAAUUAUUAUUUAAUAAAUAUCUUAUUUUGCAUAUUUAGCAAAUAUUAUAGUAAUAUUAUAGCGCUUAUUUAUGAAAUUUUAAGUGUUAUAAACUCCCGACCCUAUUAAUGAACAACUUGCAUAACCCCUCACCUUGUAAAUUAAUUUGUAAAAUGGUCCAUAAAUGAAAACAAUUUUUUUUGUUAUUUUCAGUACCUAUAAUAUGGUAUAACUUGAAAGUUGUUGAAAUAAUGAAAUUUAAAAACCCUUCGUGGCUUAUAGCCGUGUUUGCGGUAAUUGGAACAACUGGUUUCUUAGUUUCAUACUUUUAUCACAGAAUAGAUUAAAUAUUUAAAUCUAUUUAAAUUUAUUUAAUCUAUUCUGUGCUUUCAUCCAGCUGCACUUCUAUACUACACUGUAAACACUUUACUUAGUUUUCUAUGACCGUAGUACUGUACUAUCACAAAUUAUAUAAUAUAAUUACGUGGGUACUAUCUUAGAAAUCUGCGAUCAAGCAUGUUUUGGUGUUAUCAAUUUGGAUCGAUAUAUUUAAUAUAAUUUACACGAAACAUGGACAUUUUAACAAAUAGUAUUGCCAAAUUUUGUUCAUUGCCCCCUUCAUGUAUCGUUGGGGUGACUGCAGCUGUUGGUUUUAUAAAUUAUUAUUUUUUGUUUGCAGUUAAGGCUCCCAGAAUACACUGUAAAGAAGGUGAGUUUAAAAAUUUUAUUCGUCAAAAUGUUCCAAUUAUCAAUGAAAAGUACUGGCCAACAAUGUGGUGUUUUGAAGCUAGAUUUCAAAGUGUAUUAGCAAGUUUGAUACGAUCAUUUGUAGUUCCUCCAGCACCAUAUACAAGAGAAAUAUUUAAGUUAAAGGAUGGGGGUGAAGUGGCAUUGGACUGGCUGGAACCAAUGAAACGUCCUAACGAUAUGUAUGAUGCAACAAUUUUGUUUUUGCCUGGAUUAACAGGUGACAGUAAAUGUGAGUAUGUUCGAGCUACAUCAUUGGCUGUGCAAAAAUCUGGAUUCAGAAUUGUUGUUUUCAAUUAUAGAGGAAUUGGUGGCAUUGAAUUGAAGACUCCGAGAACUUAUUCUGCUAACAAUAUUGAUGACUUAACUGAAGUUGUUUGUCAUAUAAAGAGCAAGUAUCCAAACACAAUUUUAGGAGGAAUUGGUGUGUCUAUGGGUGGAAUUUUAUUGGGAAGUUUUUUGUCGUCUAAUGAGCAACACGUUCACAAAUAUUUCUCUGCCACUAUGUUAAUUUCAGUUCCAUGGAAUUUAAUUGCAACUACACAAAAUAUAGAAAAACCAUAUUUAAAUCGUUUUCUUUGUACAUACUUAGCAAAAUGUCUCUGUAAUCUUGUUGAAAAUAGUAGCAAUAUGUUAAGUUCAUCAAGUCAUAAAUGGGAUUAUAAUCAAGUCAUUAAAAGUAAAACUAUAAGAGAAUUUGAUUCAAAUUAUACCAUCAAGUUAUUUGAACAUGAAUCUGUUGAUGAUUACUAUAAAAAAGCAUCACUCCAUGAUAAAUUGGAUCGCAUCCGAGUGCCUUGUUUGUGUUUGAGUGCUGCUGAUGAUCCAUUUUGUUUGGAAUCUGAUCUGCCACUAGAAAGUGCUGACAACAUUGAAAAUUUAGCCAUUUUGGUUACAGUAAAAGGUGGGCAUAUUGGGUUUUUAGAAGGUAUUUGGCCAUUUACUAAUAACAAUGAAUUUAUGUUUCGUAUAAUUGACCAAUAUUUUAGCUCAAUAUUUAAAAAUAAUAACUAUAAAAGAUAUGAUGGUUAACUUGUUAUUUUUGUGAUACAUUUAGAGUUAAGUCUAUUUACUACUUUAGAUAAAAUAUAUGAUCAAAUAUUUUAAUUUUAUAGUGUAUACAUACUUUUAUUAUAUUGUAAUACAUUUAUUUUCUUUGCGGUGGUGUUCAUUUUAGUUAAAAAAUAUAUAUACAAAUUAACUAUA
Molecule: messenger RNA, 2116 nt
Organism: Metopolophium dirhodum (rose-grain aphid)
Lineage: Eukaryota; Metazoa; Arthropoda; Insecta; Hemiptera; Aphididae
Product: phospholipase ABHD3-like
Exons: 9
Coding region: 734-1942 (402 amino acids)
Biological process (GO): medium-chain fatty acid biosynthetic process; medium-chain fatty acid catabolic process
Molecular function (GO): monoacylglycerol lipase activity; acetylesterase activity
Source: RefSeq, a predicted model, not a curated record